Chilo suppressalis (striped riceborer) is the source of this 5262-nucleotide messenger RNA. The record is from the annotation of a GenBank genome assembly. NCBI's taxonomy places the organism in Eukaryota, Metazoa, Arthropoda, Insecta, Lepidoptera, Crambidae.
UCCAGAUUACUAUAACAUGGCAACUUAAAAUUUCGAAAUGGCAACCCUGCCAGAGUCCGCCAUUUCGAUUUCCGCCCCGCCAACAUAAUCGCCAUAUUGUUAUUUGUAUGUGAUUGAUCAGUCUUUUCUAAGUUUUAUUGGCGUGUAUAUUUUUCAUGUGGAUACCUUAAUUAAAUUACAUUCAACCAACUUUCAACUUUUCGGUGCUAGAAUAUAAUGGACAACCAGAGAGAAAAAGACAGAGACCGGUCGAGGCGUGGUGAUCGACCUUCAAGAUUUUCUGAUGCCACUCGAGAUCGCUCCAACGAACGGGAACGUCCUGAAGGAAGGCGACUUUUCGUUUCCAAUAUCCCAUACGAGUACAGAUGGACAGAAUUAAAGGAUUUAUUCAAAGAAAAGGUUGGAGACGUGGCAUAUGUGGAACUGUUUAAUGAUGAGAAUGGUAAACCAAGAGGAUGUGGAGUUGUUGAGUUUACUAACACUGAAGCCAUGAAAAAAGCUUUAUUUGUCAUGCACCGAUAUGAGCUAAAAGGCCGCAAACUGGUGUUGAAAGAAGAAACAGAUGUUAUUGUUAAAGGUAAUGAACGGAAUCGAUUGAAUUCCACAAGAUCAGGUGGUAUGGGUGGAGGUGGUGGCAAUAGCGGCAGAAAUCAAAGAGAAGAGAAAGAUGGAUGGGGUGUUAAACCACGAGAACCAGAAAACUUCAAUACUUAUGGUUUAAGUUUACAGUUCUUGGAAUCCAUCAAUGUCCAACCACCUCUUGUCAAAAAAGUGUUUGUGGCCAAUUUGGACUAUAAAGCAGACCGCAUCAAGAUUAAAGAGGUAUUUAAAAUGGCAGGUAAGGUGCGAAAUAUUGAUUUGGCUGUUGAUAAAGAUGGCAAUAGCAGAGGUUUUGCUGUCAUAGAAUAUGAUCAUCCUGUGGAGGCAGUGCAGGCUAUAUCUAUGUUCGACAAGCAAAUGUUGUAUGAUCGCAGGAUGACAGUUCGUAUGGACCGCGGAGUUUCUGAUAAAUCAGAACUUCGUUUACCUGAAGGUUUGAAUGGAAUAGGUUUAGGCUUGGGACCCAAUGGAGAACCAUUAAGGGACGUAGCAAGGAAUUUGCAGCAGCCCAAUGCAACCAACAACAUGAACCUUGCCAAUACUGGAACGUCUUUUGGAGCUGGAGUAUUGGGUGCAGUGCCCACUGCUGCAGGUGUGGCUCUGAAUGGUCUCGGGACAGGAUUAACUGCCAAUGCUUUGAGUACAAAUUCUGCUCUGGGAAAUAGUCUGAGCCUACAGGCCCUUGGUUUAACUGGGCUGGGCGCCCUUCAAAACCAACUGUUGCAACAAGGUUUGACCGCCAAUGACUUGGCAUCAGUGCUGACGGCCCAAGCUAAUGUAAACAGCAGUUUGAAUCUUGGUAAUUCAGACCUUGGAAAUAAUGUGCUCAGCAAUUCUGGCUUAUCAAACAAUGUCAUGGGAGGUGGUGGAAAUAUGAACAGUGGUCCAUUGUCAGGUACAAGUAGACCAAUGGGUGGUGUCUCAGUAUCAGGCCAGGGUUAUGGACGCGACUCCAACGUACAGCAAAGAGACAAACCCUCGGAUAUGGUUAUCAUCACGAAUCUUCCACCUACAGUAACAUGGCAAUUGAUUCGUGAGAAGUUCAGCGAAUGUGGCGAUGUGAAGUUUGCUGAAAUGACUGCAUCUGAUACGGCAAUAGUGCGCUUCCAUAAGGAAUGGGACGCCGAAAGAGCUAUCAAAAUGUUUGACAGGACCCGCAUCGAUGGCAGGACGAUUGACGUGCGUUUCUUUUAGAUUUAUCCUGAAAGCAGUUCCAGGAGGGUGUGUGGUAUUGAAGUUGGUCUAUUGUGGGCUAUAUGUAUACUCGGCUGCCUGGAUAUAGAAGUUUCCAUCUUCGUUUCAAAUCGGUCUCGGUGUAACGUAUUCUACUUUCUCCUGGUUCAGCUUGAUAGAUUUAUCGGCUAAUGAUUGUAUUUUAUGAUAAUUUUAGAGUAAGUGUCUCAAUGUUUGCUGUACACCCAAUGACUUUAAGCCUAAUAAAAUCCUUUAAAGAAGAUUGUGGAUGUGUUCUGAAUUGAAAUCGAAGGACUUCGUUUUUCAUAAUUAUCCCCUCGAAAUUGAGAAGUAAUCUCUAAGAAGGUGUGUACUCGGUACUUCAUGACUAUAUUUAAAUAUGGCACGAGGCGUAUGUUUUGUUUACUCGAACUUUUCAGCUGCUGUUGUGCAUACAAGUAGGUCUAAUUGAUACAGUUUUAUUUUUACUUGUUUAUUGUUGUCAGUCUUAAUAAAAGUAUGAAGGAUUACUACAUACAUGAUGUUAUUGAGGCAGUAAUAAUGCAACUGAGAUUACAAAGUACUCAUUUCUUCCCUUGAUUGUUAUAAAGAUCCAAAAGAAUGAGAUCCAAGUAAUUUUGAAAAAUUUAAUGUAAUAUUUGUAAAGAUGAGAAUAUGUAAUUAUUGUGAUUCUUACGAUCGCUGGAACGUGCUCAUCGAUGAUAAUGCAGCAGGCUAUUACACAUCAGUAAGAAGUAGAAAGAAUGCAGCGUUGUCAAUUUUCUAAUCACUGAACUCUGGUUUUGAAAUAGUUGACGGAAAAGCGAACGCUGUGUGGAGUGUCAUGAAAUCUGAAUCGGCCAUUUCAUGUUGUAUAUUUUGGAAUUCUUCAUUCUUAAUCAAAAUUCGCUUUGCACACCAGUAGAUGGAUCGAGAAAUAAAUACAAAUAUAUAUCCCUUAUUAUUUAAAUAGGUUUCAUUUGUCAUAACGGGCAAACACUCGUUUCUUGAGUUGAAUAAAAUUUGAUCAUGUUUUGUGUUGAAUUAUUUUAUUUGUGCGGACAAAGAUUUGUCCAAUUCCUAUGAAAGAAUAACAAACCUGAUAUAUCGAUGUAGCAUAGCGGGCAAACCUUUGUAGCGAUGACGAUAGUUACAGAAGGCGUUACAUUCGAAGUCAGUGGGUUAGAAAUUUUAAUGGACUGCAAUUAAACUUUGAAGUGGCCAUUAGAAAUAACGUCUCCACAUCAUACCGUUGCGGUUACACGCUUCUCGGAGAACUUGUGCCAUGCUUCUAGAAUUAUGUUAAAAAUAGCGCAACGAAGUCUUCCUCGUCGUAAGAUGGGAAGUGUGUAUCGAAGAUCGGCAUUCCAUCUUCAGAGAUGACUGCAGCUCACUGCGGCAUCGAAGUCUGUUCCAAAGUUCUGGUAAGUUCCCCUGAUGUUGGACGGGUUUGUUUUGGAGGGUAUGCAUGGGGCUUCGACAAUGUUUUCAAUUUUAAUCCUGUAUCUUGUCUAAUUAAUUUAGUUACUUCCGUUUGGUGUCGCAAUAAAUCUGCGUUGUUUCCUGGCACGUACGACCGUUCGCAUGCACCUCUGGUAAGGUGAAAGACCGAACAUUGUGACGUCCACGUCUGCGCACACUUGAAUCGAUGCAAGUUAAGGAAUUUGGCCGGUUUUAGUCGGCCCCUGAUGGGUGGUUUUGCUUAGUGGCGCCUGUCAACGCUCUGUGGCGAUUCUGUAGUUGAAUUACAUAAGCAGCUGAUGAUAGCACAUGCUCUCAACUUCAUUCUUACUUGUUUUCAUAUACCUACAGCGAAACCUUUCGACUUGUAGUUUUCAUACAUCGACUACUUAAAAUAUAAUUUCUUUAAUAUUUAUUACUCAAUUCCAGGUUGACCCCUCGAUAUUUGCAAUUGCAAGUUUGCAUUAAAAGCAUUUUCACUUGAAUCUAUGUGAAGCAAAGAAAGCUGUUGGCAGAAAUGCUGAAGCUAUGAUAUGAUGGAUACAAGAUGGCCAUGUUGGAUUGGUGAUAUAACAAGAAAGAAACAGAAGUGAUAGUAGAUACGCAGAAACUACAUUCCGCUGAAGAGAUCAACAACCCGAUUGGAGAAGACACGAGACACUUAAGUGCAGAAUUAAUAUUUAGUAAAAUGGUGAUUUAAAUAUAUUAGGUAUUUGUAAAUUGUUUUCAUAAUAAUAUAUAUUUUUUAAAUUUUCUGUUGUAUUUUCAUUAUUCUUUCUUUUAUCCAAUUCACAAAACGUGGCUGAACCGUCAAGGCUUUAUAGAUGCAUGUUAUAUACGACCAUGCCAUAGAGAACACCAUUUUCAAACUCAGCAUUAUCAAUUCCAUAAUGGAUAUGAUUGAUGCGCCAACGCAUAAAUUAAUCACGCUGCCGCCUCGCACUAUAAAGUCAUAUGUGUUCAAUAUUGCGUCUCUGACGACCCUCACUUUUGGGUACGAAGAAAUAAUUACACGUAUUAUGUUACGCUCUGUGGACGGCAUAAAAGUCUCGUGGUCCUUUCUGAACUCAUUAUACUCGCAGCUGAUGAGGCACCCGCAGUCACGAGAAGACCGCGGUAGACUUUUGUUUGGAAAAGUAUUCAAAAUGUCAUCAGUUGCUGUCAAUUUAGUGAACGCCCUUUUGUAGUCUGCAAAACAUUGUAAUUCAGACAUAUUGCAAAUCCGCUCAUUUUCUGAAACAGGUUUGUAAAAGUGAGGAAUACAUUCGCAUAUACUCAAAACCAUCUUGAUUCUGCAUUCCAGAAUGCAAUGAUUAUAGGUGUAAAUUGGAUAUCUGUCAUUCAGUGGUUCGUCCAAAAAUCUGCAUUUUCGCACGUUUAUAGGAGUUGACCUUAGAACGCUUGAUAAUCUAGUGCUCCAUACUUGCACUCCAAACUGUAGGAAUCUGUUCCUUUUAGAGAUGUAAGAUCGAGACGUGCUUAAUAUGAUCUCAUCGGGGCUAUGAAUGUAAAUCUUAUACGUAUCGGAAUAAUUUGUUAACUGGGUGAAGAAAUCUCUAUCAUAAACGGAAAUGUCAAUAUUGUUUUUAACGUACUUCUUAGUAUCCCAUGUCAAUGGGUUAUGGAAUACGGCCACAUUGGAGUUGAUGACGUGGCACAUGCCCACCUCAGUCAUGGCGGAUUCCACUGAUAUCGGCCAGUUGGUGCUCGUCGCGAGGGAGUUGUUGUCGAACUUCUUGAACAGCAACGCCGCAAGAGUUGCGUGGUCUUUUGGAUAAACUUACCGAUGACAUAUUGAAAUCUGUGUAAUCUGUUAUUUCCAACGUGUCCGUGGAGAUAGAACAGAUAGCUCUCAAUCUUGCUUCAACAUUUUCACCCAUGAACUGGAAUGUAUCGUUGACAAAAACGUACAAGUCCUCCUCUUCAAUUUUAUCAAACGGACAUACAGUGAUGGCAGGAUAAGAUACGUUCCAGUUAAAAUAGUCCAUUUCCACGCUUGUCACAGUUGGUGUGUCCUGGUUGAAAGAG